ACCAGUGGGCGUGGUUCUUGAUUUGAACUCCCCGGUGGGAAGAGUGGCAGAGCAUUGCAUGUCCAUGGCACUCUCAGAUUUCUACGCUGCCAAUGAUGAUUAUAACACCAGGCUUGCUCUUUUGACCAAGGAUUCUGGAAAUGAUGUCAUUGCCGCAGCAUCUGCAGGCCAUCAUAGGACCUCAAAGCUCAGCACAAGCUAGGUUUGUCAUUGAACUAGGCCGGAAAGCUCAGGUUCCCAUCCUUUCCUUCUCAGCCACAAGUCCCUCUCUUUCUCCUGUCCAAAACCCCUUUUUCAUACGCACAGCCCAAGAUGACUCCGCACAAGUGAAAGCCAUAACAGCCAUUGUUCAGGCCUAUGGUUGGCGGGAAAUUGUCCUUAUUUAUGAAGAUACAGAUUAUGGAAAUGGUUUGAUUCCAUAUUUAAUGGACGCUUUUUUAGAGAUUGACACUCGGGUGCCUUACAGAAGUGUAAUUCCUCCAUCUUCCAAUAAUAAUGAAAUCGCCAAGGAGAUAAGUAAGUUAAAGGAAGAUCAUACCAGAAUAUUUCUUGUGCACAUGACUGCUUUUCUUGGCUCGAAGCUCUUUGUACUUGCAAAUAAUGCUGGAAUGUUGAGGGGAGGGUUUGCAUGGAUCUUCACUGAAGGGUUAUCAGAUUUGGAAGAUCGUAUAGGCUCAAAGGUUAAGGACUCGAUGCAAGGUGUACUGGGACUGCGGCCAUAUAUACCCAGAUCGAAACAUUUUAAAGACUUCAAAAGAAGAUUGAAAAGAAAUUUAACCUCUAGCAAACCAAACAUUAAGAUUACUGGAAACCUCUUUGGUUUAUGGGCAUAUGAUACAGUUUUCGCUUUGGCUAUAGCAGUGGAGAAGGCCGGCAUCGUGCAUUCUAAUUUCUUAAAGAAAAAUGCUAGCCAAAGUAACGUGGAUCUUGCAGCUUUAGGCAUUUCUGAAAUUGGUCCAACGCUUCGUGAUACAAUUCUAACUACUAAAUUUCAAGGCCUGAGCGGGAAAUUUCAAUUGGUUAAAGGACAGUUGGAACCUUCAGCCUUUGAAAUACUCAAUGUCAUUGGAAAAACAGAGAGAGUUAUCGGAUACUGGACCAGACAGAGAGGACUUUCCCAAGAAUUGGACGACAAUAGUGAAGUAGCAAACUCAAUUUCAAAGGACAGCCUGAAGCAACCAAUCUGGCCAGGAGACACAACAGAGCAGCCUCCAAAGUUGAGGAUUGGGGUUCCAGUGAAACGAGGUUUUGAUGAAUUUCUGAAAGUGGAAUGGGAUCCUCGUACUGAUAAGCCUAUCAUAUCAGGGUUCUCCCAUGACGUGUUCAUUGCAGUACUCAAGGCAUUACCAUUCCCACUUUCUUUUGAGUAUAUUCCCUUCAUGAAUAAAGAUAGGCAGAGUGCUGGGACAAUCGAUGAACUUAUUUACCAAAUAAAACUUCAGAAUUAUGAUGCUGUUGUGGGAGCCACAACAAUUGUAGCCAAUCGCUCUUUAUAUGUUGAUUUCACUUUGCCUUACUCUGAAUCAGGGGUGUCAAUGGUGGUUCCGGUGAAGGAUGAUGAGAAGAACAAGUUUUGGAUUUUCUUAAAGCCACUAAGCUUGGAUUUGUGGGUGACAACAUUUGCGGCAUUUGUCUUUACGGGUUUAGUGAUAUGGGUUCUUGAACAUCGAAUAAAUAGAGAGUUCAGAGGCCCGCCAGAUCAACAUCUUGGCAUGAUUUUCUGGUUCUCCUUCUCAACACUAGUCUUUGCUCACAAUAAUAGUUUAAUGGAAACAGGGGAGAAACUGCUAAGCAAUUGGUCGAGAUUUGUGAUGAUCGUAUGGAUUUUUUUGGUACUCAUCCUGACACAGAGUUAUACCGCAAGUUUAGCCUCAAUGUUAACUGUACAGAGAUUGCAGCCUACCUUUGUUGACGUAAAAGAGAUAAAAAAGAAUGGUUAUUUUGUUGGAUAUCAAAACAAUUCCUAUGUUGAAGGGCUUCUAAUAAAACAGUUAAACUUUGAUCGGUCCAAGUUGAAGCCUUUUAGCACCCAUGAGGAGUAUCAUGAAGCAUUGUCAAAAGGAACCCAAAAUGGUGGGGUUGCUGCUGUCUUUGAUGAAAUUCCUUACAUUAAGCUCUUCCUUGCAAAGUACUGCUCCGGGUACACUAUGGUUGGUCCGACCUAUAAGUCUGAUGGAUUUGGCUUUGCCUUCCCUCUAGGAUCUCCUUUAGUCCCAUACAUUUCUAGGGCAAUCUUGAAUGUCACUCAAGACACAGAAAAAUUGGGAGCAAUUGAGCGGACCUACUUUUCAAGUCGUGGUAGUACUAAUUGUCAAGAUCCAAGCGCCUCAAUCUCAUCAAAUAGUCCUAGUCUCAGUCUGCACAGCUUCGGCGGCCUCUUCAUCAUCACCGGAACCGUUUCCUUGAUCUCACUCUUGGUUUGCUUCUUCAAGUUCUUUGGCUCACAUUGGCCAACUUUGAGCAACAGCAAUCCUGAGAGCACCUUUUGGUCCAAGUUGAUUGAAAUGGCCAAGUAUUUUGACCAGAAAGAAGAUCCCUCUUCACAUCCCAAUAUUGAAAGACAUACAUCCACGGUACAUGCUAUAUCAAGUCCUGACGUAAUAGAAUUUCGUCAUAAUAUGGAGAACCACUCCAGGAAUUUCGACGUUGUAAGCGACAGGGAUGAAAGUCCUCCUCCUACGAGUUUUCCUUCUCGGCGUAGUGAGAUUACAUCUUUGCAUGAGGACGUACCAAAUUUAAAAUAGGUCUUGGUUUUUUUGCUUUUAAUGUUAAAUAUAUGAAAAAAGAAAUGUAAAGAGACGAACUUUUUCCCCUAAGAUUGUUUUGUGGUUUAUUAGCUACCACUCCUAUGUUCUCCCAAAAACUUUUUUGACAUACUUCUAAUUUGAAAAA
Messenger RNA from Juglans microcarpa x Juglans regia, 2892 nucleotides. Its product is annotated as glutamate receptor 2.8-like. NCBI's taxonomy places the organism in Eukaryota, Viridiplantae, Streptophyta, Magnoliopsida, Fagales, Juglandaceae. The record is from RefSeq and is a predicted model, not a curated record. Gene Ontology annotation, molecular function: signaling receptor activity; ligand-gated monoatomic ion channel activity. The transcript has 6 exons. Gene Ontology annotation, cellular component: plasma membrane. Bases 141 to 2744 code for a protein of 867 amino acids.